AUGGUGAACUCUUCAGACGGCAAUGAAAGUGACACUUCAACAACAACGGCAGUGAAGCCGGUUUCUGCUCAGCUCACGCCAACGAACGGUUCAGAGAAGGUGAAAUACGAAAGUGAGCCGAGUCGCUCGCGCAGCACCACCCCAACAUCUUUAAAAAUGUUUCCUGUGGAUGGAAUAGCAUCUAUGUAUUCAAACCCUUUGGUGUCUGCUGCCGGAGCAUUUUCGGCAGCCGCUGCAGCUGGUACAGCCAUGGCGAACAGUGCGGCAUUAGGCAUUCCAUCUCUGGUACGAGAGUUCCUUACCCCCUCUACCUCUGACCCCUCUUACGUCACACUUACUUCAGCGAAAACGACGGGCCGAAAACCGAGAAAUGAUCGACGAAAACAACAAGAAAACUAUCCCCGUGCCAGAAGACAAAAAAGACGAAGCUUACUGGGAGAGGAGAAGAAAAAAUAA
This is a messenger RNA of Liolophura sinensis, 456 nucleotides long. RefSeq lists its product as uncharacterized. Lineage: Eukaryota; Metazoa; Mollusca; Polyplacophora; Chitonida; Chitonidae. The transcript has a single exon. The coding region runs from base 1 to 456 and encodes 151 amino acids. The record is from RefSeq and is a predicted model, not a curated record.